Opisthorchis viverrini is the source of this 261-nucleotide messenger RNA. RefSeq lists its product as hypothetical. Bases 1 to 261 code for a protein of 86 amino acids. The transcript has 2 exons. The record is from RefSeq and is a predicted model, not a curated record. Lineage: Eukaryota; Metazoa; Platyhelminthes; Trematoda; Opisthorchiida; Opisthorchiidae.
AUGUUUGUUCAGACUCUUGGAGGUCUACGCAAAACGCGCACACCUAGCUUGGCCACUGAGAAGCCAUUGGCCCAGAAAUCAAACGAACCCAUCGGAGCCGAUUGCUCGAACGCCUGCCGGAAGGUCCGAUUUUGGAUAUCAACGGCCACGAGCGAAAAUAUAUCCAAAGCGCUACUCAAAGCCUGUUCUUCUGUUUGCGAUGUAACCCAGCAACCCACAUCUAAAUAUUGGAUCUCUGAUACGACCGUGGAUUUAAUGUAG